Schistocerca nitens (vagrant locust) is the source of this 1767-nucleotide messenger RNA. Its product is annotated as protein arginine methyltransferase NDUFAF7, mitochondrial. Gene Ontology annotation, biological process: mitochondrial respiratory chain complex I assembly. The record is from RefSeq and is a predicted model, not a curated record. Gene Ontology annotation, cellular component: mitochondrion. The transcript has 8 exons. Bases 367 to 1623 code for a protein of 418 amino acids. Lineage: Eukaryota; Metazoa; Arthropoda; Insecta; Orthoptera; Acrididae. Gene Ontology annotation, molecular function: protein-arginine omega-N symmetric methyltransferase activity.
GGUGCAGUGUUGCUUGCAUUCGGCAUGUUUCUAAUCCUUUGUUAAUUAGGGCAGUUUCCUACCCGAAGUGCAUGCCCGGUAUUAGGGCUACAGAAGGAAGACCAUUCGUUUGGAAAUGGGCUCCAAGUGUCCAUAGAAUACCGAUAUUAAUUUUUGACAGCUUUCGCUUUAAUUUCAGUAUAUCGAUAUCAACUGAUUUCUGUUUCAAUUAACUUUGAAUGUCAAAGAUGUACAGUUUAUUUACUGAUUGUUUGUAAACAGUAACGUGGGCGUUUAAUUUGAAAUUAUACGACUCGGAGACGAUAUACUCUUUUUGCUUUUAAACAAAGUGACAUAGAUUUGUCUCUUUCCAGCUUCAAUGAAGAAAUGUUUACCAAACUUACGAACACGCUGUCACGUCUUAUAACUGUUACUCAGAAGAGGUUCUGCCAAAAUAAUGGACAACAUGAGAAGAAUGGAAUGUUUCUCUAUUUGAAGGACAGAAUUAAAGCGGGUGGACCUUUGACCGUUGCAGAGUACAUGAGAGAGUGCUUGACGAACCCAAAGUAUGGGUAUUAUAUGCAUCGUGAUCCAAUUACGGAAAAGGGCGACUUCAUUACCUCUCCUGAACUUAGUCAAAUGUUUGGUGAGCUUAUUGGAGUUUGGAUUCUAAAUGAGUGGACCAAAUUGGGUGCACCAAAACCUCUUCAGAUAACUGAAUUAGGUCCUGGAAGAGGGACGUUAAUUGCUGAUAUUAUGAAGGUGCUGAGAAAGUUUAAUUCUACAGAUGGUGUUAGCCUUCAUUUGGUGGAGAUAAGUCAGCACAUGAGUAAACUGCAGGCCCAGGCCCUCAAAUGUAUGCAAACAAAUGAAAGUGGAUUACCGAAUGAGAACAUGGAGUACCAAUCUGCAGUUACUACUGAUGGAAUAAGUGUGAAGUGGUACAGACAGAUACAAGAUGUACCACGUGGGUUUUCAUGUAUAAUUGCUCACGAGUUUUUUGAUGCCUUGCCUGUUCACAAAUUGCAAAGAACUAAACAUGGAUGGAGAGAGGUACUUAUUGACAUAGACGUGUAUUCUGAUGGCAACAGAUUCAGAUAUGUAAUUUCCCGUUCACCUACACCAGCCUCAAAACUUUUUGUACAGCCUGAAGAGAAAAGGGAUCAUUUAGAAGUGUGUCCAGCUGCCGGUGUUAUAGUGGAUCAUAUUGCAUCACUUUUGGAAGAGGAGGGUGGCUUUGCUUUGAUUGGUGAUUAUGGGCACAACAGCGAAAAGACUGACACUUUAAGGGCUUUUAAAAAUCAAAAGAUCCAUCACCCUUUGAUUGAGCCUGGUUUAGCAGACCUUACAGCAGACGUGGAUUUCGAAUAUUUGAAAAAACGUGCUAAAACAAAAUUAAUCACGUUUGGCCCAGUGACGCAGUCGUUCUUCUUAAAGAACAUGGGAAUUGAUUUGAGACUAAAGGUGCUGUUGUCACAGAGUGAUUCUGAAAAAAGAAAAAUUAUUCUGGCAGCUUAUCAAAUGAUGGUUGAUGAAGACAACAUGGGUCAGCGGUUUAAGUUCCUGUGUAUGUUUCCUGCCGUGCUACAAGAUCAUCUGAAUAAGUUUCCGGUCGCUGGAUUCUCGGGCACACUUUUUCGAUGAACAAAUACACUACAAAAGUUGACUCUGUGUCAGUAUACUGUUGCAUAAGAUUGUUAAAAAGUAUUGUGAUAUUGCUGCAGGAGUUUUUUGGUCCUGUAAUUAUGGACAUACUCAAUAGUAUUAGCUGUGAUCAAUCUCUUUUUU